Cutaneotrichosporon oleaginosum is the source of this 1874-nucleotide messenger RNA. RefSeq lists its product as uncharacterized. Gene Ontology annotation, molecular function: zinc ion binding; DNA-binding transcription factor activity, RNA polymerase II-specific. Gene Ontology annotation, cellular component: nucleus. The record is from RefSeq and is a predicted model, not a curated record. Gene Ontology annotation, biological process: regulation of DNA-templated transcription. Lineage: Eukaryota; Fungi; Basidiomycota; Tremellomycetes; Trichosporonales; Trichosporonaceae.
GGGUGCUUCCAAAUUCACACGAGCUUCAUGCCCCACGGUCCAGGCGCAACAAAGAGCGGCGACGAUCGAUCCGUCGUCGUCAACACCACCUCUUCAAUACCGCCGUCAACGGGACCCAAUUGACCGCUAGCCUGUACAUUUCGCUCUCAUCUUCUCUCAAUUCUCAUUCACAAACUUACCCUCGCGCUCGGUGUUGUGGUUUGGUCACUAUGCCCAACGCUAGCACCCAGCCUUUCAGACAGCCCCAGCCCCGUGCCAACCGGGAGCGCAAGAUCAAGUGCACUGGCGAGCGUCCCACCUGCGCCAAUUGCGUGAAGAGGUCGUUUCACUGCCACUACGACGCUGUCGUGAAGCGACGCGGGCCAGAUAAAGAGCCUGGAGGUCGCCUGAAGCCCCGCGGCGGUUUCGUAAGCCAAGCUCCACGGUCCAUGGGGCUUAACCUAAGAGUACAUCAAGCUCGCUCGGAAACGACAACUAUGUUGAGAAGAGUAUCACGGGUCGCAUCGGUCGUGCCUCCUUCACUUCUCCGUGUCCCAGGCGAUCUUGAUCAGGAGCGGUUAUCGUGGUGGGAGGCACUCUAUGCCAACAUGCCCCGCGACCGUGUUGUGCAGCUCUGCGACAAUUUCCUUAAAGACUGUGACAUCUGGUUCAACUUCUUCCAUCGUGGUCUUUUCUUCAAGUCGUUCUUCGCGCAAGACAUGGGCGCUCAUAUCGUAUAUGGUGUCAUGGCACAUAUGAUGCUGUUACGAGAAGGUCAUACCGAGGACGGCCGCAAGCGAGCACUUUCUUUCGCCACCGAGGCGCACAGGAUGGUGACAUACAGCUUGACAGCUGGCUACUACGAGCCAAGCCUCGCGCAGACUGCCCUACUCCUCGUAGCUUUCGAGUUCCAGCCACAUGCGUGGCAGAACCCGUCACGCGUGGUUAGCGCCUUGGGGUUCAUGGAGGGUUGUGCCAAGACAUGUCUGCCCUACUGGUCCGCCCCGGCGACUGCGCAUCUCACCCCCACGGCAGCUGCCAUAUGUGCCAUCCGCCGUGAGGAGAUGCGCCAAAUGUGCUGGACGCUCUCGCACCUCGCCGCCAACUCCACGAUUUGGCGACACCUUGCUCGUCAGCCUCCCCUCUGCUUGGCGUCGGCCGAUCCAGCCAAAUUCGCGGAGCUCUUUCCGCCCAACCUAUUUGACGCUGAUCGCAAGGCGCCAAAACUUUACGGAUGGUCGCUCUACUGCGCAGCCAUUCGUCUCUGGCAUACAGCACUCAAUCAUGUUCCAGGAGUACACCCCAGCAUGUUCGUUUGCGAGCAGGCCAAGGAGCUGCUACCAGUGCUAGAUUCAGCGCCGUGUUCCGGCUCGCGCAGGUACCUGUGGCAGGCGCGAGAGUGGGUGACUGCGGCACGCGGGCACGUUGGUGAUCUAGACAAUGAAAGCGUCCAGUAUUGGUUCCAUCAGCAGAAGGACGCGCUCAAGAACUUUGAGCCAUCUCUUGGCAACGGCGACAGGAAGCCUCGCCCUACAUACGCGUGGUGGUAUCUCAUGGUAGCAUAUACCUCGCUCCAGCUUUCCGCACAGUACGCGUUCGUUGCGGCUGAGGCGGAGGGCGUGCUCAACCGCGUCCUCACAUCGCUAGACAACAUCGUGGCGUCCUCAGGCUGUAACAACCUCAAGACCCUUUGCAAUGCCGUCCGCGAACGCAACAAUGCCCUCAAGACGCUCCGCGCGCCAUAAGCGUCCCAACAAUUGUCCAUAGCCAAGAGUGAUGCAUCAGACCCGGUCAUCGGCCCGGCUUGGCCGCGGCCAACUCCGGCCAAGUUUGCAAUACGGAAAUCAGGCGGAUUAGCCGGGACAGCCGGUAUAAGAUGACGCUGGGCCCACUGU